AUGGGUUUGGAAUACCGACAAGGAGCCGGACAGUGGAGAGGAGGGAACGAGAGAGGAGGCAUACGGCAUUCCAGAAAAAAAGUGCAGAUUGUGGUCUGCCUGCUUUCUGUUGAGCUGUGUGAGCGCUUCACUCACUUAGGCAUCGUCUGCAACAUGAUUCUGUUUUGCACAAUGAAGCUGGGCUACGAGAACUACCAGGCCGCGAUGGUCAACCUGUGCUUUAUUGGUGCCAACACCCUGACUCCAGUCUUGAUGGGGUGGUUGGUAGAGUCUUGCAUGGGAAGGACUACGGUGGUUUAUAUCUGUGCACUCCUUCACUUCAUAGGUACGGUUAUGCUGCCCUUGGUCGCAUUCCCCUUUGAGGAUUUCUACGUUGGUACACACCAUAACAUCCACACUGACAGCCAGCAGGUUGUGCUCUUUUACGUUGCCCUCACAGCAGCGUCUUUGGGCUCGGGAGGAAUUCGUGCCAUUGUCUGCCCAUUCAGGGCUUAUCACCUCCAGGACUGCAGCCAGCACCAGCUUCUAACCUUCUUCAACUGGUUUCACUGGUUUGUGAGCUUGAACUCGGUCGUUGUGUUUGCGAGUAUUGCCUACCUUCAGCAGUCUAUUGCCAAAAACCUGGGCUAUCUCAUCCCAUUCGCUUCCAUACUGAUGACCCUGAUCACCAUUCAUAUGGUGCGGAGCAGACUCAUAUUCCGGCCCAAAUCAGGUGGCUCCCUGAUGGCAACUGUUGGUGUUUUAGUGAAUGCCCUGAAGAUGUGCUGUAUGAAGUACCGUCACAUCAGUGGAGAUGUGAACAGCUGGCUGGACAGAGCCAAGGAAAAUUAUGGUGGCUGGUACAGUGAGGCUCAUGUGAACAACGUCAAAUGCCUCAUCAGAUUAAUCCCACUCUUUGCCUUUCAGAUCCUGUAUAGAUUCUGCAUACUACAGAUUCCAUCGGCCUACUUCAUACAGACAAUGCAUUCCAACCUAAACCAGAGAGGAUUUCUUCUUCCAGUAGCAGCUUUGAACAUCGUGGGUCUCACUCCUGUACUGGUGCUUGCACCCCUCCUGGAAUACAUUGUGUCUUGCCUGGUGUCUGUUCAUAGAGACCCAAUGUCACCAUUGUCACAGAUCGUUAUUGGUCACCUGUGUGCAACUUUGUCCAUGGUGGUAGCAGGGAUAUCUGAGCUGCGCAGGAAGAACUUUCUCCUAAUGGAACAAGUGUUGUCUGGAAAGGUGCUGCUUGUAUCUUCGAUGCCUUGUCUUCAGCUCACCCCUCAGUACCUUUUGCUGGGAGUUGCUGAGGCACUGGUCAUGCCUGCCUAUACACUGAUUACAUUUAGACACUCCCCAAGGAGCAUUCAGGGAAUUGCAAUACAUUUCAUGACUCUCUUCAAUUGUAUGGGCUGCUUUGUCGGAGCAAUUAUAAUUCAAGGCAUCUACCAAAUAUCUGGCGGCAUUUGGUUCCCAAAUGAUCUGAGCGCUGGGAAUUUGGACAAAUACUUUUUCACUGUAGCUGCAUUCAUGCUUCUAAACCUUCUCGGCUUUUGGCGAAUCUCACACAGGUACAGAGACCUUCACCAAGAAGAGGACUGGUGUGUUAAAGGAAGUCUUGUCGAUAAACUAAUAGAGCAUGAAAAGUCCCUGAAAUUCUACGACAGUGUUCUGGAAAGUUCCUCCAUCUUCUAUCCUGUGGAGAUGGUUUUGUGA
This is a messenger RNA of Mobula hypostoma (lesser devil ray), 1695 nucleotides long. It is a transcript of the gene slc15a5, whose product is annotated as solute carrier family 15 member 5. Gene Ontology annotation, molecular function: transmembrane transporter activity. Bases 1 to 1695 code for a protein of 564 amino acids. The record is from RefSeq and is a predicted model, not a curated record. Gene Ontology annotation, biological process: transmembrane transport. Gene Ontology annotation, cellular component: membrane. The transcript is spliced from 9 exons. Lineage: Eukaryota; Metazoa; Chordata; Chondrichthyes; Myliobatiformes; Myliobatidae.